GUGUGGAGUCGGAACUUGGGGGUGUAAGCUGAGGCGGCUGGUUGGAGAGCUGGUGACAAAACAAUCUGGAUUCAUCCCCCUAAAAACGAACAAUAACACCGACGGACCCUCGCUCCAAAACGGCUCGAAUUCCUCGGCAGCGUUUAUCCUCGAAAGUAAGUGGAGCCUCUGCUAUUUCAGGAGGGAAGUGGCCAAAUAAUAAUAAUGGCCACGGAGCGCACCGUCUGCGAUUGAGUGUGUUCACGGACCGGGACUGAUGUUUCACAAAAGAGACCGCUGCUGCUGCUGCUGCACGGACGCGACCGUGGAGCCACAAAGCGAGCAGAAUGGCAGAAGAAGUGAAAGAGACGGCGCGCCACAAAGGAGGGCAAAGCAGGACGCGUGUGUGCGGAGGAGCGGUGCCCUAGAUCUGAGCAACAUCUGAGUUACUCGGACAUCCAGCCUCCUCCAUUCAUGCUGUUCAGGGCAGAAGUGUCUCAGCCAGCACCUGGGAAAACAAAGAGAAUGCGUCCAGUGGCGGCUCAUCCCCGUGCGUAAAUGGAGACGCAUCUGUGCGUAUUCGCGGUACUUUUUUCAACAUGCGGACAAUAAACGCGUGUUUGUUUUUCUCAUUAACCCACGUCCUGCCCCGUGACCACAGUGGCAUAGAUGCAUUAAAGACUUCCUCAUACUUUCAUAUCUGCCAUGAGUGAUGGCGAUGCCUGCACAAUCUGACAGUGCCGGUGCGCAGGGCAGCUCUCGUGAAAAAAGCUCAAGCGCACCGGAUCGCAAUGGUUAUGUGAAAGCAUGUGUCAUCCCACUGUGCCGUGACCGAGGCUGCGAGUCGUGGGGGAGGCUAAUGUUCACAAAAUUAUGGAGUUCCCAGAGACUCCGGAGUGCGGUGUGUGUGGGGUCGCUUUCGGUCUUUCUCGCUCUGUUGGUCAAAUGUGCAGAUUGGAGAGCUGGAGCCAGCAGCAGCAGCAGCAGCAGCAGCGCUGACAACACACUCUCGCAUUCAUCGUCCUCCCUUCACUUCGUUACAGGCUGCGCUGCGGAGCUGUUGCAAACUUGCUGGAGUGUGGUCUCGCCAUUGUUCACCCUCCUAUGUGCCUUCUUUUGGGUCGGUGUGUACCUAAUCCGCUGCGGGGUGCUGAUCCAGAGCGCCCUCUCCCUCCUGACCGUGUGCCACCUGGGCGAAGCGGCGGCGUGGUCUCUCCUGGACGGGACAGAUGAGGAGGAGCGGCUGUUUUCGUUCUCCAGCGCGGCCGUUGUCGCGCUCGUCUGCGUGGCCACCGGCGCACUCAUGGUAGCGCGGCUGAACCAGGGCAUAUCCGUGAUCGUUCUCCUCAGCCUGAUCAGGACUAUCUCGCUCUUCUCGCUGCACAAAGUCAGGGCCACUUGGAGACCGUACGUGGCGUACCUGGUUGGAGUGCUGGGCAUCCUGCUGGCGAGGUAUGCUGACAAGCUCCUGCCUAACCAAGGGAGACACAAGGAGGGCUGCACCCCCGUGACUGGAGCCAGGGAACAGAUCCCUGUAUUUAAAAGGCGCAGGAGGUCCAGUUCUGUGAUAGCGUCAGACAUGGCACACAGUCAGUCCAACAGUAAGUCACAUCGCCGGACCUCUCUGCCAUGCAUCCAGAGGGACCAGAUGCUUCCCCGCUCGGAUUGGGACCACAAGAGAGGCUCCCGAGGAUCACAGUCAUCAGGCACCACAGUCAUGGUGGACAUAGCAGUGAUGGGAGAGGCCCAUGGACUAAUCACAGACCUGCUGGCUGACCCCUCGCUGCCCCCCAACACCUGCACCUCACUGCGGGCUGUCAGCAACCUGCUGACCACCCAGCUCACCUUCCAGCCGCUGCACCGGCCACGCCCCUCUUCCCUGCUCAGCCCCAGCGAUGUCUACACCUGCUCCGACUCGGAGGAGGGACCGGAGAAAGGCGAGAAGACGUCCAUCCACAAGCGUCUGAGGCGAAGUCUCCACCCGGGUCUUCUGAGGAGGAUCUCUUCCACGUGGACCACCACCACCUCCGCCACAGGCAUGCCCACCAUAGAGCCCGGGCCCGUCCGAAGGGAUCGCAGCGCCAGCAUCAAGCCCUUCCAUGAAACACUCAUCUGCAGCUGUGGGAGACCAUACAUCAAACUGAGCCAUGGGGAGGGCUCCAUAGACAAGGGAGACAGGAUACCACGGUCAGCAGAGGACCAAGUGGUUGUGUCAUCAGACUAUGACAGCACCCACGAAGCCAACCACAGUGAAUGCAGCGAUGUAGCACAUACAGAAGAGGACACAGAGGAAGGAAAAGCCUCUGCCCAGAAUGUCAUCCUCCACCCACUAAUACCUCCAGAGGACCAACCAAUGUUGGCUCCAGAGCCGUUAGUAAUGGAUGACCUAGAGCCUCUGAUGAGUCAGCUAAACAAUUGGAACUUCCCCAUCUUCAGCUUGAUGGAGAAGACCAAUGGGAAAUGUGGACGGAUCCUCAGUCAGGUCUCUUACAGGCUCUUUGAAGACACUGGCCUGUUUGAGACAUUCAAGAUUCCUGUUAAAGAAUUCAUGAACUACUUCCACGCCCUCGAGAAUGGUUACAGAGACAUACCAUAUCACAACAGGGUCCAUGCCACAGACGUGCUCCAUGCCGUCUGGUACCUCACCACGCAGGCUGUGCCCGGUCUGCCCAGCCUCGUCACCGACCAUGGCUCUGCCAGUGACUCAGACUCCGACAGCGGCAUAACACACAGUCACAUGGGCUUCCUGGUUUCAAAGACCUACACUGUGUCAGAAGACGGUUACGGCUGCAUGUCAGGCCUCAUACCUGCUCUGGAGCUCAUGGCCCUUUAUGUGGCCGCCGCGAUGCACGACUACGACCACCCAGGGCGGACCAACGCGUUCCUUGUGGCCACCAGCGCCCCGCAGGCAGUGCUCUACAAUGAUCGAUCGGUUCUGGAAAACCACCACGCUGCCUCAGCCUGGAACCUCUUCAUGUCGAGGCCAGAGUACAACUUCCUCGUCAACUUGGACCAUGUGGCGUUCAAGCGUUUCCGUUUCCUGGUGAUUGAGGCCAUACUGGCCACUGAUCUGAAGAAGCACUUUGACUUCGUUGCUGAGUUCAAUGCCAAGGUGGGUGACGAUCCAUCUACAGGUAUCGAUUGGUCCAAUGAGAAUGACCGGUUGCUGGUGUGCCAGAUGUGUAUUAAACUGGCUGACAUCAACGGACCUCUGAAGUGCAAGGAUCUGCAUCUGCAGUGGACAGGGGGCAUUGUCAACGAAUUCUAUGAGCAGGGAGAUGAGGAGUCCAGUCUGGGUCUUCCUGUCAGCCCCUUCAUGGACAGAGCAGCACCACAGUUGGCCAAACUCCAGGAAUCGUUCAUCACGCACAUCGUGGGACCGCUGUGCAACUCGUACAACUCAGCCAGCCUCAUACCUGGACGAUGGGUGGAACCCAACCCAGAGGCAGAGGAGCCAGAGAUGGAGAAUGAGGAAGAGGAUGAGGAGGAUACUGCAGAAGAAGACACAUCCACCAGCUCAGAAGCAUCACAGAAAGAAGCUACAAAGAAAAGGACGAACGUCUUCUGUCAGAUCACCCAGCACCUGACGGAGAACCAUGAGAUGUGGAAGAAGGUGAUUGAUGAGGAGACCCAGAAACAAGGCCAAGGAGCAGAGUCUGUCCAUUUAAACAAUGUAGCUGAGCCUAUUCUGGCUAUUCACGAGGAGGAAGAGGAGCCAGGCAGCAGAGAGGAGCUGCUGGAAGGAGAGGAUCCUGAGGAGGAAGUGGAGGACGCGGAGUGGCCCGUGUCUCCGCUGGAAGAAUCUGAGCCUCCAGAGGAACUACAGGAGGAGGAGGCGCAGUGAAAAAAGCCCAUGGGAAAAAAGGCGUCAGUCAGGGCAAGGACGUGAAAAAAGUAUUUCUUUGUUUCUUAUCCUAUCAACUGACUCCUGUUCUUGCCAGCACAUCACUUAGACACAACACUGUAGAAGUUUUGGAAAUGUGUGCCUAUACAGAGAAAAACAGGGUGGGAAAAAAUUUGUGCUUUACACAUUUUAUCUGAAUAUCCAAAACAUUUAAAGGAGCUUUCCAUAUUGCAAUACGGGAUUCUUCGUGUACUUUGGGAUACAGACUCUUUUGCUACUGUCAAGAGAAGAGGAAGACUGCUUGCACAGACCUCAACCCAUUGUGGUAACACAGGACUGCAGAAAUUUGCUGCCAAUUUAUAAAUAAUUAUUUUCAGAAUGCAAUUAUAUAUAGACAUCACAGUUACCUGUAGUUGUGUUUCAAUUUUAGCAAGAGUUUUGGAGGUCUCACAUGGGCCAUAAUAUGUUUUUUUUUCUAUGUAUGGAUCAUAAAGGGAGUCAAUCAAAUGAGGAACAUUGGUGUAUCUUUCUUCCUUUCAACUUCUGCCAAAUUGAAUCACUCACCUCCGCAUUGUCGCAUCAAACACAGAUACUCAUCACUCAUUUUGUGUUUUACAGUUGUUGCCAAAUUAGGUACUUUAUAUCAUUCAGUGUAGCCAUAUUAGUUUAGGGAGGAGAUCUCCAGGCUCCUCACACUGUCUGUGUGUUUGCAUGUGUGCGAGUGGGUCUUCGCUUAAACUGAUGCGCUCAUGUGCACAAAUUCUUCUGCAGAGGACGUAGAUGAAGUCAGCAGAUUACCUCUUAUUUGUGCCGUCUCUGGUCUGCAGUCCCAGGGAAAACAUAACGAUCACUGAACAUGCUGCACUGACAAAGCAACACUGAGUUGCUGGAAAUGAAUCUGUGCAGACAAAAGACACAAAAAAGGGGAGACACACAGAACAUACAAUAAAAGUACCAAAGUGUUAGGAGGAAAGUAAAAGGGAAAACAACAACGCAGGUAGUCAUGUAAGAAAUAUAUACUGUGGAGCCAGAGAGCCUAACCUAUUUAACACUCAGAGAGUGUGUACUUCCGCCAAGGUCCAACAGUCCCCUUAAUAAGCCACAUUUAGUUUCUCUAGAUCCAGAUUUUUAUUUGGAUCUGUACCAAAUUGCACUCACUCCUAAAUAUGCCAGAUUGUUCUCAUCAAGAUCCGUGAAUUAUUCUCAGAGAAAUCAAUGAAAAUGUUGUAAAACGCCCAACGUCACAAUGUUAAAGAAAAUGAAAAAAAGAAUUCUGAAUCAGCCUCCUGAUCUGGAUUAACCCCAAAACUUAGUGUGUCCUUCCCUGACCUGCACUGCGUCCUUUGACCAAGUUUAGUGGACGUGUUUCCAUAAUCCUGCUAACUAACAGACAAAAAAACACAGGCGGAAAUAUAAGCUCCUUGGCGGAGGUAAAAAGUCUAUAAUCUUUGAAUUCUUUGAAAAAGACCACAGGUAGACUAUUGUUCUUUUGUCUUUUCAGUAAAUGUUGGCCCCGCUCAGUUUGCCGGCUCAGUGUGCUGUAUUAUGCUCUAAACUUACUGGUCCUCAUCAUGUAAACACCCGCAAACGAUGCUGACCUCUUACCCUCAGGAAACCCUCAACUGUAGAAAGUAUCACUUGCGAGGACAGUAAGUUAAAAACAUACAGGGACGGUAGGUUACUUUAAUAUAAUAGUAAUAAUAAUAUUAAAUCUUCUGCUUUGACUUUUAUAUCUUCUUUGCAGAGUCGUAGUUCAUCUGCCUGAACUCCUCUUCCAGCACCUCAGGGAGAUAUUCAUUCUCUCAGAGUUUAGAGCAGACAGAGACUCCAGAGUGCAUCAUGCAGUGAGGAAGAUAUACUGUUAAACUGUUGGGGUUGGGUUAGUUAGGGUUGGUAAAAGAGCAAGCUGUGUUGGCAAGUCUUCAACAUCAGGUAAUCUGUCCUCAAAAUAUUGACGGGAGCCAAAACAAGCCUCUGAAGCUAUAGCUUACCUUAUGAUUGACCUUUUUAUGGUGUAAGAAAAGUUAUGAGGGAAUGGCCAAGAUAACAGUGACGACUGGUGUUUGUGUUAUUUUUGUUUCAAUUUUGCACUUUGAAAUGUCAAACUUGUCAUUUGGAAUAUUUUGUCGCUCAUGCUUCCUCCAUGUUAAUUUUGCUCCCCAUUGGCCCUGAAAUAUUGGUUUAUGAUUUUUUUCAUGAUGAAAAAACCCCGCAUUAGUAGCACAAUGCCUAGAUUAUCUAUAUACAUGUGUAAUGCAAAUCUUUGGGACAUUGUUUUCUUAUUUUACAGACAGCUAGUGAGAAUCUUAGUUUUAGUCACCCCCAGGCAUUUAACUGUAGAAAUCAAAAAAUACAAUGCAAAGAGAAACUGUUUUCUACAAUUUUUCCAAAGGACAUGAAAACAUUUUCAACACCGACAUGUUCAUGUGAUGAGAGUAAAUGUGACUUGACGUAAUAACAGGACACAAUGACAGCUUAAUGAUCAGGGACUUGAUGCAUGACAAACUGUUUCAGCUGUAAAACUCAGUCACAUAGCAGCCCCCCCAUACUUCCCAUGAGGUAAACCAGUUACAUGUGUGACAGAAUGUCUCAGCUGAAUAUCCCACUUUCAUUUAAUAAUUCACAUUUAAGCAGAAAAUGUGCAGGAGGGACCCAUGAAUAGAGUUUGAGUGUAAUUAGUAACAUGCUCCACGCUGAGUUGUCGAAUUAGCUAACGGUCACAUACAUGUGCAGCGAGGCAAUAUGUAAUGAACUGCCGAUCUUAUCCACUUCUCAUGACCUAUAUGCACAUCUUCAUGUGGCUCAUGAGACGCAAGCCACAUCUCUUUAUGGGUUGGUAACUCAUACUGUAACAGGGCUUUCAAUCAUAACCUGAUUUCUUUAAACUAAAAGAAGUGGAGCCCUUAAUAUCAAACAUCAAUCAAUCAAAUUUGAUUUGUACAGCCCAUAUUCACAAUUCACAAUUUGUCUCAUAGGGUUUGCAGCGAUUUACGAUUUAAUAUGAUAUGAUGGAGCUUUCCUUUGAUCAAAGUAACAUUGUAAGACACGAGUGUAGAACAUCAUGUCCUUGUGUCCUGCGUUAGCAUUCCCUCUUACCACCUAAUGUUCCUGUCUGGGGGUGAAUAGCACGCUACAUCCAUUAUGACCCAUUUACUGCUGCCCUCGCUCCACCACAGUCUGUGUCUGGCUGCAGAGGGGGGGGGAGGCGGAACUCAGCCUCCUGCAGUUUAGGCCCCACGAGUUGAAGGUAAUUGGUUGACCCACUGAUUAGAAAGGCAUCAGACAGAGAGUCAUUAGCCAAAACCCUGAUAUCAGAGCAGAAUUGUCAAAGGCCACUGAAUCGAACAAGCUUAAUUAUUUUUUGGGCUUCUAUUGAUAGAAGCCCAAAUCACGUCAUCCAUUGUGUCUUGUGUCCAACAUUCCUGCUGUUUUCUGUACAUCGCCUGCUCCUCAUGCCUAAUGAGACAUUGGUUAUGUUUUCUACAGCUUCACGAAAGAUAGCGGUGAUAUUUUAUCUGAGAACUACUGGAUUGUAUCACUCCAUGGGAUUUUCUGCAGAAGUGACCAACAAUUAGAAAACAAAAACAUCCCACGAGUUAAACUCUCGAAUUUGAUCGAAUCACUCUGAAAAUGAUUUGAUUUAUUCACAUUGACUCAACAUGAUGGAAAACGCUUCAUCAAAUGUGAUCUUUACAUUGGACUUAUAUGAUAAAGUUACGAGGAAAUGUAAUUGAAGUACAUAAAGUCCUCUUUUAGGCAUGAUUCUUUUUUGAGUGUAAUAUUCUUUGGGAUAAUGCAGCUUCCAUUUCUAGUUUCCCUCUCAGCUCCUGCUUUGUGAAUGUAAACAGUUUGUGUGUGUGUGUGAGAGAGAGUUGGAGAGUGUGUUUGCGUCUAUUUGAAUUCUUCCACUGGCCUCUCUAAUGUGACAUGGCCCGUUAUUUGACUAACUGUACUGUUGAGAAAUGAGGGACGCAGUAAGCGAUGCCUCAGUUCUUCUCUUGGAUCUUCUCUUCUCUGGAUUCACACACGGUCGCACAUUUGUCCUUGCGCUUCCUCUCACCUUGCAGAACUUCACCAACAAAUUCCCCAUGAAACCUCUUUAAACCAUCAUCUUUAAAGGCGAUGGGGUUCUGUUUGUUUUGUUCAUUUCUUCUUCAUCAUAUUUUUGUUGUUGUUAACGAUGCAUGCAUUCUGCCCCAAUCACAUCAGCCUAAAGUCAAUACUGAGAUCAGUUUUGAUCAGUGUGUUUUUAAUGUCUUAAUUGGUUUUAUUUCAUUGUCAUACUUAUUCCACACUUGUAGCAUAAUUGUAACCAUGGGAACCAAACAAGCUUUACAAUUAUGUAAACAAAAAUAAGUAUUUUUAUAUAGUUGACACAUGGUUAAAUAAUGAAUUGCUUUCUUCUCACUAGUACCUUGCACUUACCACAUGUACUAAUACUUACACGAGGAAGAAUACGUCCAAAUACAUUGUAUUUGUGAAGGUAAAAUAGUAAUUAAUCUCCUUGCAGGUUGAUGCUCCAUUUUGUACAAUACACAUAUAUGCUGUACAGUAAAGAAAUUUUAAAACUACAAAAACUCUUUUAGAUAUACAUUAUUUAUUUUUACCAUUUUGUAAUUUAGACACUAUACUGUAGCUGCAAUGUUGCCAGACUUACUGGAAGUGCCUAUAUUGGUAUUAUGUAUCAUACAGUGAAUAUAUUUGAAGAUCAUUAGAAGUUGUCACAAACUGAACCAUGUGGAUGUUGUAAUGUGAAUACAUUGAAUUAUAAGACUAUAAUUUCUGUGGUA
This is a messenger RNA of Hippoglossus stenolepis (Pacific halibut), 8613 nucleotides long. Its product is annotated as cGMP-inhibited 3',5'-cyclic phosphodiesterase A. NCBI's taxonomy places the organism in Eukaryota, Metazoa, Chordata, Actinopteri, Pleuronectiformes, Pleuronectidae. Gene Ontology annotation, biological process: positive regulation of oocyte development; oocyte maturation. Gene Ontology annotation, cellular component: cytosol. Bases 692 to 3823 code for a protein of 1043 amino acids. The record is from RefSeq and is a predicted model, not a curated record. Gene Ontology annotation, molecular function: 3',5'-cyclic-AMP phosphodiesterase activity. The transcript has 14 exons.